Messenger RNA from Psylliodes chrysocephalus, 806 nucleotides. The record is from the annotation of a GenBank genome assembly. Lineage: Eukaryota; Metazoa; Arthropoda; Insecta; Coleoptera; Chrysomelidae.
CCUGUUUAAAUCCUUAAUACCUGUAAUUAAGGUUGCAGAAUCCUUUAACUUAUUCAAAGCUUGACAGUGUUACAAGAAAGUUUAUAGUAUUUUGAAGUGUUUUUAUUCUGUGGUUCAUGAUGAUAGGAAAUAAGUGGUAUUUGGUACUGUUUUUUAUUAUUUUUUCUUUGGUAUUGUGUACGAGUGCGAAACCCCUAUUGGUUGAAAAAAUGAUGGCCAGCAACGAAACUCUUAAAAGGUUUCCAAGAUUUUCGGAUAUAUUCUUCCCGGAGGAUGAUAUGUCUUCCGAAGAACUUCCCCGACUGGAAAGUCCACCAACCUGCGCAGAUGGCAGCACCUUCUGUGAACAUUUUUUGGAAUACCCUCAAAACUACUUAAAAAAUGUCCUCAAGGAACAUGCUGUGAACAAAGCGUUAUUCGGGAUGGAUAUUGUUCCAGAGUUUGGGACGCGUGAUGGAAACGGAGACACUUUCAUCUGCAAGUCCAGAGUUAGAACAAUAUUUCCAAAGGUCGGUAAAAAUACUCGAAAUGAUUGGAAAAUCAUUAUAAACCAAGGAAAAGAAGAAGGUUAUGUCCAAGGAGUAGUCAUUGAAACUUGUAUAAGAGAAGGAAAACAAUGCGACUUAUUGGGAGAUAUAGUGAACGACUACACAACAACAUGCAAACAAAAAUAUAUUUACAGGCGACUUCUGUCUCUUGACAGCCAUGGUAAGCCUGCUCAAGAUACUUUCAUGCUCCCUUCUGCUUGUUGUUGCACAUACAGAAGAAAUUAUGAUUUUUUGAGUGAAUAUUUAAAAAGGAAAUAG